Molecule: messenger RNA, 1188 nt
Organism: Xylaria bambusicola
Lineage: Eukaryota; Fungi; Ascomycota; Sordariomycetes; Xylariales; Xylariaceae
Product: transcriptional regulator TACO1-like protein
Exons: 3
Coding region: 128-1078 (316 amino acids)
Cellular component (GO): mitochondrion
Source: RefSeq, a predicted model, not a curated record
UGUGCGUUGUUACUAAGUAUGCCCAAACGUGCAACUUAAGUGGAUUUUUCAUGUAAGUAGUUUAUCUAAUCCCCAAAUCCGUAACUACCUAUAUACUAUGUAAUGCAUAUAUAAGAACCGUGAAAAGAUGUCUUCUCUCCUCUCUAUAUCACCAUUCUCGUCGCGGAUAGCCUUACCGUCACGGAGCCCAAUAAUAAGAUCUACCAAGACAAUAUGCGCCCAAUGCCGACGUUCCUUCGCCGCGAACGCGAUCCUCGCGAGCGGCCACAGCAAGUGGUCCAAGAUCAAGCAUGAUAAGGCGGCCGCCGACCAGAAGAAGAAUACGCAGCGCAGCGGCUUCGCGAAGCAAUUGACCGUGCUUUCGAAAAUGUACGGUCCGGACCCGAAUAUGAACCCGCAGCUCGCAUCGAUCAUAUCACAAGCUAAGAAAGUGGGCAUGCCCAAAGCCGGGAUCGACAUAGCCAUUGCGCGAGGCCAGGGCAAGACGGAGACGGGCGCGGGCCUCGAGACGGCCACGCUCGAGGUCAUGAUGGCGCCGGUGGCCAUGGUCAUCGACAUCGAGUCGGACAACAAGCAGCGCUCGCUCAAGGACCUGCGGCCCAUGGUCAAGAAGCUCGGCGCGACAGUGACGCCGACGGCGUUCCUGUUCACGAGGCAAGGGCGCGCCGUCCUGGGACGCGGCGAUGAUGAUCCCGACGGCGCGAAUCCUGCUAUCAAGAUGGAACGAGAGAAGGCGGAUUUCGACGAUCUCAUGAUGCAGGCAUUAGAGGCUGGUGCGGAAGACGUCGAGGCUGAUGGUGAGGGGAAUGUCGUGCUGUGGACGCAGCCGAAUAUGACGCAGAAGGUCGCGCAGGAUUUCGCAAGGACGUCGGGACUGCGCAUCCUGAGCUCGGACAUCAUCUGGUCGUGCGCCUCCGAUAAAGCACGCGUCGACGAUCCCGAGGCCGCGACGACGCUGGCGAAGCUCCUGGCUGCGAUCCGGGAAUACCCCGACGUGCAGGCCGUGUAUACCAAUGCCGAGAGAGGCGAUGUCUCGGAGGAGGUGUGGAGCGCUGUUGAGGAGGCGCUUGAUUCGUGAUGGAGUUGCGUUGCGUUGCGUUGCGUGCGUGCGUGUGAUUAUUUUGGUAUUGUACAUUAGAUUGGUACGAAAUGGAGAUAUGAACUCUUGUAUAUAUACAAUUUUGGCCC